AACCACAAGGAGAGGGGAGCGAGAUGAUGACCUCCACUAGGGCUAGAGCGGCCUCGAAAAGAAAAGGAACUUCCGGGGCGGAGCUAUCUGAACCUCUCCCUUCCGCAGUGGAAAUGUGGACCUCUUGCACUGUUAAGGUCCACGAUUGCUUGGCCUCUACUUCCGUUACUUUGAAACGGUGUCUGAGAUUGGGGGUAGCCAUGGCAAAAAGCAAGUUUGAGUACGUACGGGACUUCGAGGCUGACGACACUUGCCUCCCUCAGUGCUGGGUGGUAGUGCGGCUGGACGGCAGGAAUUUCCAUCGGUUUGCUGAGAAGCACAACUUUGCAAAACCUAAUGAUAGCCGCGCUCUCCACCUGAUGAACAAAUGUGCCCAGACUGUAAUGGAAGAACUGGAGGACAUUGUGAUUGCAUAUGGACAAAGUGAUGAAUACAGCUUUGUGUUCAGGAGGAAAAGCAAUUGGUUUAAAAGAAGAGCCAGUAAGUUCAUGACUCAUGUGGCCUCCCAGUUCGCCUCCAGCUAUGUGUUUUAUUGGAAAGAUUACUUUGAGGACCAGCCUCUUCUGUAUCCCCCAGGCUUUGAUGGAAGAGUUGUCGUGUAUCCUAGCAACCAGACUUUAAAGGACUACCUCAGCUGGAGGCAAGCAGAUUGUCACAUCAAUAAUCUUUAUAAUACAGUUUUCUGGGCACUUAUUCAACAAUCUGGACUAACACCAGUACAAGCCAAAGACAGAUUACAGGGAACUCUUGCAGCAGAUAAAAAUGAGAUCUUAUUUUCUGAAUUCAAGAUCAACUACAAUAAUGAGCCGCUGAUGUACAGGAAAGGGACUGUGUUGAUAUGGCAGAAGGUGGAUGAAGUCACGACAAAAGAAGUUAAGCUGCCAGCAGAAAUGGAAGGGAAAAAGAUGGCUGUAACCCGGACCAGAACGAAGCCAGUACUCUUACACUGUGAUAUCAUUGGGGAUGCUUUCUGGAAGGAACAUCCAGAGAUCCUUUAUGAAGACAGCUGACACUCUGCUCUUCAAUUCUGCUGUGUUUAACCAUGCAAGGCUCCCAGGUCUUCUUGCCUUAGGUGGCCCUAGCAUUCCUGCCACCCAGAACUGUACCAGGAGUGACAUGACUUGAGUUGGGAGGGAUCAGGGAAGGAAGGAAUUGAUGGGGGUUGUAUAUCUUGUUCUCUUAAGCAGAACACCUUUUUUGCAAUGUUAGAACAUGAUUUCUGUGGGUUUUUUUCCAAAAUCGUGGUACUAUUUUUAUAAAGUAAGAACUAUUUAAU
Ictidomys tridecemlineatus (thirteen-lined ground squirrel) is the source of this 1276-nucleotide messenger RNA. It is a transcript of the gene Thg1l, whose product is annotated as tRNA-histidine guanylyltransferase 1 like. Lineage: Eukaryota; Metazoa; Chordata; Mammalia; Rodentia; Sciuridae. The record is from RefSeq and is a predicted model, not a curated record. Gene Ontology annotation, molecular function: magnesium ion binding; tRNA guanylyltransferase activity. Gene Ontology annotation, biological process: tRNA modification.